Psammomys obesus (fat sand rat) is the source of this 741-nucleotide messenger RNA. It is a transcript of the gene Lypd4, whose product is annotated as LY6/PLAUR domain containing 4. The record is from RefSeq and is a predicted model, not a curated record. Gene Ontology annotation, cellular component: plasma membrane; plasma membrane raft. The coding region runs from base 1 to 741 and encodes 246 amino acids. Lineage: Eukaryota; Metazoa; Chordata; Mammalia; Rodentia; Muridae. The transcript has 4 exons.
AUGCGACCCCAGGAUCUGAGAUGUCUGAAGCUGCUCUGCCUCCUAGAAGCCAUCUCUUUAUUGCCUUGCACUGAAGCUCUUCUGUGCUAUGAGGCGACAGCGUCAGCCUUCAGGGCGGUGACCUUGCAUAACUGGAAGUGGCUUCUGCUGAGGAGCAUGGUGUGUAAGCUGAGAGAGGGCUGCGAGGAGACGGUGGUGUACAUCGAGACCGGGGCCAGUAGGGGAAUUUUGAGUUUUAAAGGCUGCACCACGGCCUUGUCGCAUCCUCCACAAGUCUCCUAUCUCGUGGCUCCACCCGGAGUGUCCAUUGCCUCCUACAGCCACAUCUGCCGGUCCUACCUCUGCAACAAUCUAACCAACUUAGAGCCUUUUGUGAGAUUCAAGGCUAGCCAAACUAAGUCCAUAGCACUGUCUUCCAAAAAGUGUCCAACCUGCUUGGGCAAACACGACGCGGACUGUCUUCCGAGCUUCGUCACCACUGAGCCUUGCCCCUACGUCGCUUCUUCCUGUUUCAGUUCCACCUUAACAUUCCAGGCAGGGAAUCUCAAUACCACCUUCCUCAUCAUGGGCUGUGCUCGUGACUCAGGGAAGAUUUUAGCAGAUUUUCAGCGCAUUGGGAGCAUCAAAGUGACAGAGGUCGUCAACAUCAUAGAAAAGUCGCAGACGGCCAGUGCAGGGCACUGUACUCGAGGCCCUUCUUGGAGUGUCCUUAUGUGUCCUCUGUUUAUUUUCAGAGACUGA